UUCGACUACCAACAUUGACUCAGUGAAUGAACAGACCUUAGCGAGGGGAUAUGUGCCGUGUGUUUUCCUGAUACUCCCUCCCACCGCCAGUGCUCCGUUUUUACGAUAUUAGAAUUUUUACAAUUUGUUUGGACUGUCAAAAUGGUGCAGAGCUACCAGUCCCCCGUGAGGGUUUACAAAUACCCCUUCGAGCUGGUUAUGGAGGCUUACGUGCGUCGCUUCCCGAAGUGCGACAUGAUUCCCAUCAUGGCGGGCACUGACAUCAUCAAGGAGACUACAUCAAAAGAUGGCGCCGUAGUCCAGGUCUCCCGCCGCUGUAAACUACAUGUGGAGGCUCCAUACCUCCUCAAGAAGAUAAUGGGUGUGGAAUUUAUCUACUUUGUACAGACCAACACCCUUGACCAGAGAAACCGAACUCUCACAAUAGAAGCUUACAACGAGAGUUUUUCUUCUCGUGUUGCAAUACUUGAGAACUGCCGCUAUACAGUCCAUCCAGAGAACAGUGAGUGGACGUGCUUUGAGCAAACAGCCACAUUAGACAUCAAAUCAUUUUUUGGAUUUGAGAGCACUGUGGAAAAGAUUGCUAUGAAGCAGUACUCACAGAACAUAACAAAGGGCAAGGAAAUUAUUGAAUAUUUCAUUGACGAGCUUUUUAAAGAUGGUAUCGCAUAUAUUCCACGAUGGAAAGAGCCUUCUCACAAGGCAUUGCCAGAAGUUUGUAUUAUUAAAGAUGGCAAGACAGGAGAGAGUGAGGCUGAGAGCAGUUCUGAAGAGACUGAAAUAAGGGACCGAACCAGUAGCAGCACGCCGUCCACUGGAUCAACAGAACUUCAUCUAGGGGCUUCUGCCACAAAUCUUCCGAGCAUUGACAAGGUCAACCUUAAUGAAGAUGAUGCUUUCUUGACUGAGAAAAGGUACAUUAAAUGGUGUCUGGUUAACCUAGCAGCAGAAGAAGUGGAUAAUAAACAAACAGAUCGGGACAAUAAUAAGUUGGAUGCAGAUUACAUCAAGAGAUGUCUGGGAGACUUGACUCCUCUACAAGAAUCACGAUUGAUACAGCUCAAGAAGUGGGUUGCUGAACUACAGAAAGGAAAGGUUCCAAGUGAUAGUUGCUUGUUGAGAUUUUUGAGGGCUCGAGACUUUAACAUUGAGAAAGCCCGUGAGAUGUUAAGUCAUUCACUCAUUUGGAGGAAAAAGAACCAGGUUGAUAAGAUGAUUAAUGAGUAUCAAGUGCCUCAAGUAGUGAAAGACUACUUUCCUGGAGGGUGGCACUAUCAAGACAAGGAGGGUCGACCCCUGUAUCUCCUUCGUUUAGGGCAAAUGGAUGUUAAAGGUCUUGUGAAAUCUGUUGGUGAAGAAGGACUUUUAAAACAUACACUUCAUAUCUGUGAAGAGGGUCUUCGCCUGACAGAGGAAGCAACAGUCAACCAUGGAUGCCCAGUAACAACUUGGACACUUCUGGUAGAUUUAGAAGGCCUCAAUAUGCGCCACCUUUGGAGACCUGGCAUCAGAACUCUUCUUAAAAUUAUUGAGAUUGUGGAAGCAAACUACCCUGAGACAAUGAGUUGUGUUCUCAUUAUUCGUGCACCACGUGUGUUUCCCAUCCUCUGGACGCUUGUGUCCACCUUUAUUGAUGACAAUACCAGGUCCAAGUUUCUGUUUUAUGGAGGAAAUGAUUACCAAGGUCCUGGUGGCUUAGUUGACUACAUGCCUAAGGAAAAUAUCCCUGACUUCUUAGGGGGAGAUUGUAAGCAAGGCUCUCUUUCUCACUGUGGCCCCGUACCUGAGUCCUUGUACACUGUCAUGUACCCAGACCAGCUGGAGCUUAGCACUGUGGUCCAUGAGGGUGGUUUGGUGCCAAAGAGCAUGUACCAGCCAGGAGAGGAUGUAGAUGGAACUAGGCAGCACAUCCCACUGUCCGACCAGUGCAUGUAUCACUCUGUCUCUCUGGGCCGCAGUCAGGUGCAUGAGGUGGUGUUGCUUGUAGAGGAACCAGGAUCUGUCAUCUGUUGGGACUUUGAUGUUAUGAAGAAUGAUGUGUCAUUCUCUGUCUUGCGAACUAAGGUUCCCAUAACUCAUCGGCCAGAGCCACAGUCACCAACGGGAGCAUUGGGUGUCAUUGAUGCAGUAAUGGGCAGUGAUGAUCAGCACCGUUCUGUUAUUGACAAGACUUGGCGGGAAGGUUACGAAUAUUUCCGUGUUGAGCCCCAGCUGAUCUGCCAUGACGGAGAGAGCAUACAGUAUCAUGAGAGAGAUGGACAUGAAACCUGCCGUGUGGACCAGGAACCUGUAUUUCGGGAAGGAGAAAGCAUACAGGGUUCCCAUGUUACGUCUCACAUGGGCACAUACAUACUGCAAUGGCAUUAUUAUGAAUCAAGUCAGCACACAUCUCCACUUGAUAUAAUUGAUUCCAUAACAGCACCAAAGUCUAAGAUUAUGUACUACUUUGAGAUGCUUAAAUCAGCUGACUACAGGGGUUCUAUGACUAGCCUUCAGUCAUGCCAGAGUGGUUUCUCAUCCCUCUCUUCUAACACCAACAAGUCUGCAACUUCCUCCUGUCCGUCUCGCUGACCCUAAAUUACCACUGGCUAUCAUAUAUUACUUAAUCCUGGAAACAAAGGUGUACUGCCUACAGUAAUGAAGCAAAGACACAGUUGCACAGCAAGAUUUUAUUGUGAUGUUUUGCUUUGUGCAGAGCAAAGCAUUGUCACAAUAUAGAUAUACUCUGCACCUGUCUUUUUUUCAUCACUUCAUUUUUUGUCAAUAUUUUUAUUAUCUCUUGUUAUUAUAUGCUUUUUUACCCAGGAUAUUGCAUUGCUGAUUAAGGAUUUUAAAAGAUACCUUGGUGAAGAGGAACAGGUCUUGACUACCUGACUAGAGCCAAUAUUGACUCUGCAGUUGGGUUAAGAUGUUUAAUCUCAAUAUAAUAAGUUCCAGAUUAGCAAGUCUUGCUUAUUAAGCUGCUUCCCCAAAAUGGGAUAUGGAAUAAUAAUAGCCUUAGCUACAAAUUUCCUUGCAUAAAAUUUGAGAACAUUCAGUGUGAUAGAGAUAGUACUAAUGAUAAGUAUAUUAAUACAAUCCUUAGCCUAUUCAUAAUGGUAUGGGAAACUUUCUGAUCUUAUAUUAGUACAAGAAGCUGCUGCAAUUUUUUAAUAAUCUUAUUACUUCAAUUUACUGAAAACAAUGAUGCAAGUUCUAUUUUUAUUAAAUUUACUUGUAUAAGGCUGGGAAUGAAAAAUUAAUCAUUAAAUUUCAUAUCUCUUUUUUAAAGUAAAUUUUAAAUUUUUCAUGGUAUAGAUUUUUAGUGGCUAGCAUCCAAUCCUAUAUUAUCUGUAAUUGUUAUAAAGAAACAUUUUUCAGAAUGCCAGCGCUGUAUAGCCCUUGUGGCUUAGCGCUUCUUUUUUGAUUAUAAUAAUAAUUUUCAGAAUGCCUAAGUUAUUUUAAUAUUUGGAAUUUCCAUGUAGGAAUAUUCUGUGGAAACCUUAAUACAACAGUAUAUACUAUAUAUACUUGAGUAUAGGUCAAGGUUCUAUGGCUGAUUUUUUUGGCCAAAAAAGUGAGGAGUUUACUUAUUCAUGGGUAAUAUUUCUGAAGGCUUGAAAUCUAUGAAGUGCAAUCCCUGUAUUGCACACAAAAAUCAAGUAUUAGGUAAAUGGACAUAGCUGCAGCUAAUGUUUCAUUAGUUGCACAUGUGUGUGUUUACCUAACAUUUUGAUGAUAAUUCUACCAUUAUUAUUAAGAAUCAAGUAGUUUUGCAGUAGGUUUGCUGGCCAUGGUAGGGAGGUCCUGCCCACAGUCACACUCCACUCGUCUAUAUCUACUGCCAAACCAGAAUAUAGAUUCCAAUAUACUGGUUUGGCAGUAAUUGAAGAGCACUGCACUAGGCCUACUGGCCAAUGCAAGGCAGGUCCAACUCUUGCCCAACCAUUUCCACUUGUGCAUCUGUCAAAAAUUUGCAGUUUGUUUUAUUCUUGUACAACUCUGUUGCCAAACCAGUCCUUUCCUAUAUCAUUUUUUAAUUUUUAAUUUAUCUAAUUUGAAUUCAUUGUUUUGAGUUCUAUUUUAGGUAGACAUGUUCAGGACCUUAUUUGCAAUCACUUUAUUUCUAUAUUCACUACACAGCAAAAUUCUGAAUGCCAGAGCUAAACAUAUGAAAAUCAUAAAUACAGAGAUAACCAGUUAUGGUACUGCACGAGACCACAAUUUGAGGAACAUGUAAUUAGAACAGUUAAGUUAGCUUUGGCUACUUCAUCCCGUUGAAAUGUGAUUCAGCACUUCUACUACUACUACACAACUGUAAUUUUUUUUAAUUCAGUGGUCAUUUUUCACUAAUGCAGAAUUACCCACAGAAGAAAACACUGACAACUACACGAGUGGGAAUGGUCAAUGAGUGUGAGUAUUUGAGGUGAGCAGAGCCUUCCUAAUACAAGUACCAGUUAUAACAGUACUGACCAACUGUAGAAUAAAGACACAUGCAGCACUUACCCACUAGAGGCAAUUGAUAAAGCCCCCUGUGGGUGAAAAAUAUAAUGUCUUAAGUGUUGCAUUUGAAUCUGUUCCAUAGGGUCUACCUAGCACUAGUCAGUAGACCUUUCAAAGUGCUGCUGUAUUUUUAUUAGACUGAAAUAUUACCUUAGUCUUUGUAGCUGUGUUGCUCACCUGACCUCACUGUAGUGAGUCACCAUAAUAUUAGCUCAAGUAGAGAAUUUUUUUUUUCUCUUUGUUAGCCUUUCUCUAUAUAUUUCUUAGGAUAAAGUUUAUAAGAGAAAACACUAGACUUGGAGAUUUUUGUACAGAACAACAUACUGCUAACACCCAGUACAGUACUUUAAUUUUAAAAUGUUCUACUGUCCGUUAAAAACUAGGGUUGAACCAUCCACGAGAUAUAUGAAAAAUUAAGGAUUUUUUUGCAAAAACAAAAAAAAAAAAAAAAACGUCAAGGG
This is a messenger RNA of Cherax quadricarinatus, 4943 nucleotides long. RefSeq names its product real-time (gene retm). The record is from RefSeq and is a predicted model, not a curated record. Gene Ontology annotation, cellular component: cytoplasm. NCBI's taxonomy places the organism in Eukaryota, Metazoa, Arthropoda, Malacostraca, Decapoda, Parastacidae.